Molecule: messenger RNA, 3246 nt
Organism: Symbiodinium pilosum
Lineage: Eukaryota; Dinophyceae; Suessiales; Symbiodiniaceae
Source: the annotation of a GenBank genome assembly
AUGGCGGCAACCCCUUCCUCUCCACCACAGCCGGAUGUGGAUAGUCCGGCCAGGAGCAGCAAGAGCAAGAAGGAGGAAGAGCAGGAGAAGCGCUUGGCUGAGGCCAAGCGCCAGAUCAAGGAGCUAGAGUCGCAGGUGGUGAUCAAGAGCCGUCAGGAGCUGAAGGAUUCCGCCAAAGCCUUCAGGGACCAGAAUGCUUGCACGCUCUACGAUGAGACUACGAACAAGUACAAGUACAGGUCCUGCUGUGGGACGAAAGUAUCCGACCUGGGCGUGUAUGGUGUCGGAGUAUCGCUCUACUUCCAGUUCAUUCGGCAGAUGGGCAUUGUUUUCCUUCUAUGCGCCAUUGUGUUGGGCCCAAACUUGGCCCUCAACAUCAUGGGUAACAUGGUGAAUGAGAACAGCGCUCUGUACAAGUACCUGGGCAUGACCACGAUUGGGAACCUUGGCGCCUGUGAGGGCGGCCUAUGUGAGUCCGAUGAGGAAGUGCGGAAUCGGUGCCUUUGGGAUGCCUGGCCCUGCGAAGUGACGCUGAAGGAAGUCACGCAGUGGCUGGGCAUGGCUGAUGGCAUUGGCAUCCUCCUGGUCCUUGGCUGGGGAAUAUUCUUCCAAGCCUGCCACAUCCCUCGUACAGUCAGGGCAACCGAUGAUGCCAACGUCACGCCUUCUGACUUCGCUAUCGACAUCCCAGUUUUGCCCUACGAGCUCAAAGAGGGUCACAGGCAGUACGAGGAGAAGCUUCGAAACCAUUUCCUGGAGGUCUUGAAGAGGCUUGGCUUCGAAGACCCAGAUGCGAUUGUGGAGGUGUGCCUUGUCCGUGACUACCAGGGGGCGAUCAGCACCUUCCUGGCAAAGGGAGAUUUGAUCCUGGCUCAGCAGGGAGAUGUCAUCCGCAUGAAGGAGCUGGAGGGUAAGGAUGACUCCAGUAGCAAAGCCAAGCAUGCCAAGUUGGAGAAAGCCUCAAUCGCCAAGUACAACAAAAUGUUGCGCAUGGAUCGCAGCAUUAGGACCCAGGCAGCGAAAAGCGACGAUCAGCGUGGUGUUGUUCGUGCUUUCGUAACCUUCGCAAAGGAGACUUACAAGAAUGCGGUUAUGGACGAGUACCGCUUCUCUCAGUUCACACUGUUCCGCUGCUGUCAGGGUGAGCCACGGAGGUUUGAGGGUCGUGCGCUCAAGAUUCGCGGCGCCUGUGAGCCGAGUGACCUGUACUGGGAAAACUUGGACUUUGCCUGGUGGAAGCGCGCCUGCCGGGUUUGCGUGGUCGUCUUGCUGACCCUGAUCUUCCUGAUCAUCUGUGCUGCCAGCCUGGUCUACUUCCAGUCGCUGUCAAAGUCCACGCUGGCCAGCCUCAACGAGAAUGUUGCCUGGGUGGUCAAGGCAGGGAAUACCACAGAGUGCUUGAGCUUCUGCGACAUCGAGCUCUUCUCUGACAGGCUCUGCUCUAGCAAUGGUGACACGUCCAAGACUUGGUCCACUGUGAAGGUCUUUGACCAGUUCACGGACUAUGACAACGGUUACAGCUGGAGCCAGACCUGUAGCAACCCAUGGGACUCGAAGUGCAGUAAUGCAACCAGGCUUUCCGAUGUGCAAGCCUGUGGCGGGAACUCUGCCUCCAUGAACUGGAUUGGCUUUCAGUUUGCCAAUACCCAGCAAAUACAGUGCUGGGCUGCUACCCUCACCAAACAGAUCCCGGAGGUCCAGGUUUUUGGCUGCCCUGUGCCCCCAGCAGACGUGAACGAACGGGCAUGCUGGCUUGUAGAGGAGAAUUGUGCCCCCAUGUACCCCAACACCCUCCAGCCUGUCAGCGGGACCUGGACGGCCCGCGACAACAAGAUCGCAGCAGACAUGUCAUGUUCUUUGGACAUUGAGUUGGAGGUGGCCAGAGAGAGGUGGUCCAGCUUCGGAGCUGGGUCUACCGAGCGGGUGUCCAACCCCAUCAUCAACUGCUUCUGCCAGCAGCAGGUGCUGAACAAGGGGCCGGAAUUCCUGCUCCCCCCCUACGACACAGAGGAGAAGAAAGUCUGUGAAGAUUGGCUCGUCGACAACAGCCUGAAGGUUGCGAAGGUAAUCGGGGCUGCUGCCGCUGUGCUGGUGAUCAAUCAGCUCCUCUUGCUGAUCUAUGAGUUCUUGGUGGCCUUUGAGAGGCAUAGCACAGUCACAGAGGUUGCGCAGAGCCAAUUCUGGAAGUUGUUUCUGGCCCAGAUGGUGAACACAGCCCUGCUGGUGCUGCUGGUCAACGCCUCUCUGGACCUCCCUGAGGUCUUACUGCCUUUGAGGAUCCUGCAGAUCGGAACCGGCCAGUUUGACGAACUCUCCGUCUCUUGGUACAUCUCCGUGGGUACAGGCAUCUGCCUGACCAUCUUCAUGCAGGUCUUCAGCACCACGGUCCCUCCUCUGAUCAUGGCUUUCGUGGUAGGGCCCUGCUUGCAGUGCAUCUUCUCUCGGGGAGAGGUCGUGGAGGCACGGCUAAACAAGAUCUACCAGCUUCCGAAGUGGAACCUCUCACUCAGAAUGGCUCAGACCCUGACUGUGAUCUUCGUGAUUUGCAUGUACUCUGGGGGCAUGCCUAUCCUCUACUUCGUAGGAUUCAUCUACAGCAUUGUUGCCUUCUGGUUGGACAAAUGGUGCCUGCUCCAUGGUUCCUCCAAGCCUCCGGCCUACAAUCAGGCCAUCGUAAACACAUGCCUCAAUUUCCUUCCACUGGCAGCCUUCUUCCACACUGUGAUUGCAGGCUGGAGCUGGGGUAAUCAGACCCUGGUUCCCAGCGAGUGGAGCAGCCUUUUCUUUGUGGUGGAAAUCAUUUUCGGCAAGUCCAAGGACGACUACGAGGCCAUCGUCAGCGCCUACAACGCAGCCCCCGCAAGGGACAAGCCGAGCAUGCAGUGGGACUACUAUGAGGCGCGGAUGAUGGACAUGGCCAGAGAAGGUUCAUGGUUGAUCUUCUGCACUUUCCUGGCUUUUGUGGUCUACUACGUUCUCCUUUGGACUUAUAAGCUGAUAAUGAAGCCUUUCCUGUCCCCCAUAUGCUUUGCCUUGCGAGAGUGCUGCUGCAGCUGUAUGGGCCGCCGUGCUUCAGUUGGGGAUGCAUCCUGGGACACCUGCGUCCAGGAAUGCCGAAAGCACAGCACCCUCACCUCCUACCUGCUCAAGAACAAUCCAGCCUACCACUCAGCGGCAGUGGCAAUUGCGCAUGGAGACCUGAGACUAUCAAGAAAUGAGGACGCCCCGGAAGAGGCUGUGCUUUAA